Molecule: messenger RNA, 798 nt
Organism: Sodiomyces alkalinus F11
Lineage: Eukaryota; Fungi; Ascomycota; Sordariomycetes; Glomerellales; Plectosphaerellaceae
Exons: 1
Coding region: 86-487 (133 amino acids)
Source: RefSeq, a predicted model, not a curated record
CCGCACAACCACUCAAUCCUUGACCCAAUCACGCCCCCUGGCUCCGUUCAAUGUGGAUCUACGGGCUGUAGUAGAGAAUGGGGAUAUGGCUCCGUCUCCACGAAGAGUAGAGAGGCGUAUGUAUCUGUAUGUAUGUGUCGGCGUUCUUUCUUCUCUUCAUCUCCUUCAGCUCGUAGGCGUCCCGUCCGCGAUGCGCAAAUGCGGGUGUCGAGAGGGGGGAGAAAUCUCCGUAGGGGAUUUCUUGCGUCCCGUCUCCUUAUUAUUGAAGUAUGUACUUUGUAGGCACAACGUAGGCAUUUUGGUACGUAUGUAUGUACGCAAUGGGAUUAUUCGUCCUUGGCACCCAUGUGGGUGUGCUGUCUGGUCUGUCGUGUGUCGGGUGAGAACGGGUUGGGAUGGGGCAAGUUGUUCGGCGUUUACCACUGCCCAGCAAGCCAGUAUUGGGGCGGCAUCCAAUAUUAGGCAAUAUCCACGAUCCGCACCAUGAAUCCCAUCGUUCCUAGUAGCUCUAUUUUACCCGACAAAGGUUAAUCGACCUUGGUGGAGACGAAGGCGGGGCUAGGCGAGAGUCGACUGAUCGAAGAGGCGAUUGCACUUGCACUUGCACUUGUUGAUCGAGUCGUAAGGAUAGGCAACCCCGAUGCGGUGAGCGUCAGCCCAGGUUUCUCCUGUGUCGUAAGGUCCAGGGUAGUCGAGCGAACAUAUGUUUGCUGGUCAUCUUUUCGCCAAAUCCACGGUGCAUGAUGGGUUGGAAAAGCGAAGUAAGUAAGCUAUGGGAUAGUCAGUGUUAUUAACAGC